Messenger RNA from Frankliniella occidentalis (western flower thrips), 2069 nucleotides. RefSeq lists its product as uncharacterized. The transcript has 8 exons. The record is from RefSeq and is a predicted model, not a curated record. Bases 864 to 2069 code for a protein of 401 amino acids. Lineage: Eukaryota; Metazoa; Arthropoda; Insecta; Thysanoptera; Thripidae.
GAAAUCUAUCGACGCGUUGACUGCCGGUCGUGGAUCGUGGACUUUAAAAUCCUCCCUAGAAUAUUAUGCGAUGUAAUAUAUUUUUUGAACCGGUGAGUAAUUCUCAGUUUAGAAAUUAUGUUUGAAAAUGUAUUUGGGACACUUUAUAGAAGGUGACACUGUUCCAAAAAGUGAGAUGUGUUGACUUUGAUCCUCCGAGGGUAUCAUAACCCCCUCCUGCUAAUCUAUUUAUCACCUAAACUAAUGAUUUAAGUGUUGUCACGGUAAAUCAAAGGAAAAAAUGAGACACUUACUUCUUAAGGAAACAGGGAGAGUACAUUUGUAACUGUCAUUCUGUUAUGAACGGUCAGAACUUCUCUACUCUACUCUGCCCCUGAGUUACGCUUAUCCCUUACACAUAAACCAAUGCAAUACCUUCUCAUUUAUCCUUUUCAAACAAAAAACAAAAAAAAAAAACGAAAUUCCUUUCCGCGGCGAUAGCACGAAUCUUCCACUUUUUAUCUCCUUCAUUUUUUCAGGCACAAUGGACUUAAUUAACGCCGAAGAACAUGUUGAUGGAGGUCUGAUAAAUUGUAGUGGUAUGUCACACGUAAUUGUUACUGUUCAAGCUUUCCUUCACUGUGCUCACUUCAUGCGGUAUCUGAAGCAUCACAAUGUCAAUACCUGCACAUCCAGCCAGUGCAUACUGUGUGAAUUCCUUAAUGUUUAUCACGAGUUAUGUGAAAAAAAAAUCUCAGACCCAGCAUCUCUAGUUACGAUGUGGCACAGUAAGUGAACAGAGUAUUUUUGUACAUGUAUCUUUGAAAGUUCAAGGGAUUCUUACUAUUUAUAUUUGUGUUCUUUAUUCAGAUGCUUCAUGUAACAUGCCUCUUGAGCAAAGAAGCAGUCCACUUUUCGUCUUGGUUGUGUUUGUUAAUUUGAUUAGACUGAGCUAUUCCUGUGGUCGUCCCUGUGAAAGUGUUGCAGAUUACGAAGCAACACCUGUUGCCAAAAUCUGGAAGUAUGAGCAGGAGACUGAAGUGUCAUGCUCAUUCUGUGGUGGUGAUGAACAGAAAAAAUUUAAGUGUGUUCUGGAGCUAAAAGAUCAGUCAAUAAGAGACUUGCAAAGUUCUGUUGAAAGUGAGUUGUUCAAUACCAAAGAAGAAGUGUGUCCACUGUGCAGUGAAAACGAAGCAACCAUAAACUUGAGAGUGGUUGAUAUGCCAAAAUGUUUGCUCGUUCAUCUUGAAAAGUGUACCUUACUAUCUCCUUUACCAUUUGAAUUGGACAUCAGGGGCACAAAGCUCUCACUGAAAUGCAUAAUUGUUGAGCCAAAGGGCGUACGUACAGGGUGUUACAUAAUAACCAGAUGCCAUGAUCAUAGAUUUAGGAGAUUCAAUGACACUCAAAUCACAGUGGCUUCUCCCACAAGGCUAUCUAUGGAGAAUUUUUACACAAACUCUAAUGUUACUUUAAUGUAUGAAAGUAAAGUAGAUGAGCAAUGGGGGAACCAAGUCUCAACAGAUCACAUAAUGGCAGUCAAAGGAGACAAUAAAAUUCAGAUACAACCCCAUCCAGAUGAGUCUCCUGUGCGCCACGCUGAGAGUUUGAAUGAUGAGGGUGAUCAAGAGGGCAGGGAUCAUUUAGCAAGAACCUGUGAUGCAGAAGUGCAGACAGAACAAAAGUGUGUAGUUGACCGUGGAGUACAAACACUGCCAUACUAUUCUUUUGAAACGUGUAGAUAUAAUCCAAAGUUUAAGUUUUUCACUGGUUUGGAUGUGGAAGAAUUUCUCACACUGUAUGAAUUAAUUGGUGGUGAUGACACUAUUUCCACAUUGAAAAGAAAGUACACUGGUAGAACGCCAGACUCCAAAAAAAAAAGACAACAAAAACUUUCAAGUGAAGACAAACUUUUUAUGUUUCUCCUGAGGUUAAGAAGAGGAUUUACUCUUGAAGACAUAGCAGAAAUGUUCAACAUUGGUCACACUCUAGCUGAGGACAUUUGCUACAUAAUGACGAGGCAUCUCUAUUUAAGUUUCAAAGCAAUGGAAAAUGAAAUGUUCCCAACAGCUGCCCAACAACGCAAAUAA